AUGACAUCCUCAACCCCCUCCACCACCCCCUCCAUACCAACCCUCCACACCAAAGCCGAGUACCUCAAAGCCGUCAUGUACGAAGGCGUCACCAUCCUCCAAGGCACAGCCACCUGGUGCAAGAACUGCCACAUCGUCGCCCCUGAAGUCGCAAAGAUGGUGGCGGAGUACCCAAAUGUCAAGUUUUACACGUAUGAUGUGGAGGAGUGUGAGGAUAUUGCGCAGGAGCUGGGGGUUAGGAGUAUGCCGAGUUUUAGUGUGUUUAAGGAUGGGGAUAUUAUGGAGGGGGUUACCGGGGCGAGGCCGAGGGAGGUUAGGAGGGCUAUUGAGGGGUGUUUGUAG
This is a messenger RNA of Alternaria hordeiaustralica, 342 nucleotides long. RefSeq lists its product as uncharacterized. The transcript has a single exon. Lineage: Eukaryota; Fungi; Ascomycota; Dothideomycetes; Pleosporales; Pleosporaceae. The record is from RefSeq and is a predicted model, not a curated record. Bases 1 to 342 code for a protein of 113 amino acids.